CCCCGCGGCAGGCUCACUUCCGGCGCGGCCGUUAAGAUGGCGACGCCCAUGCACCGGCUGAUUGCCCGCAGACAGGCGGAGGCCAACAAGCAGCAUGUGAGGUGUCAGAAGUGUUUAGAGUUUGGCCACUGGACAUAUGAAUGUAAAGGGAAGAGAAAAUACCUGCACAGGCCUUCCAGGACAGCUCAGCUGGCCAAAAUCCUUAAGGAGAAAGAAAAGCAGCUCCUGCUGCAGCAGAGUGCUGGAGAAAGUGCUGCAGAAAAGAAGACCAAGAAAAAAAGGUCCAAGAGUGUCACCAGUUCCAGCAGCAGCAGCAGUGACAGCUCAGCCAGCGACUCCUCCUCCGACAGCGAGGACUCCUCUUCCUCGUCCUCCUCCUCCUCAGACAGUGACAGUGAGGACAGCAACUCCUCCUCCUCCUCCUCCCCCUCCUCCAGCAGCUCGUCCUCCUCCUCUGACUUCGAGUCAGAUUCCAGCUCCUCCAGCAGCAGCAGCAGCACAGACAGCAGCUCCGAGGAUGAGCCCCCAAAGAAGAAGAAGAAGAAAUAGCUGGGGAGGAGCAGGACUGGUGUGGAGCGAGUGACACUGCCCUGCCAGGGGCUGGACACACGGCUGCCAAACGCUCCGUGGUCAACAUUUCUACUGCUCCCAUUUCUAAGUGUUCUGCCCAGUUGUUCAUAGGACAUGGAAGGUAUUAAAUGGCACGUGAGACUUACUGAGAGAGUAUUUUUGUGGUUUAUCGUUUUAUGGAAGAUUUUACUUUUUUAGCUCCCAAAAAAAAAAAAAAUUCUAUUAAUCAGAUUUGUUUAUGAGAACUAAAGUCCAGUAGCAGCUGAACCUGGGUGUUUACAUGCUGGAAAGCAUAAGCUUUUUUUUCUGUUGCAGAUUAUGCUGUGCAUCAUGUGCUGUUCCUCUGUUAACGACAGCUUCACUUCCAUUGAGAAAAAUCCUCUAAACUGUUAAAAGCAGAAGUUUUUCAGUGCUGCUGUGGAGCUGUGGCAUUGUUGGACCUGAAUGCACACCGUGUCCCACACAGAGCCUCCCAUCUCUCUGGUGACAGAGGGCUCUGUGCUGCUGAGCUUGUGUUCCAGUGGCUUUUCCUGAUGCUUCCAGGUCCAGUCCUAACUGCAGCAGCCAGCUGAGCUGUGUUGAUUUGUCCCUGCUCGGUGUUGUGCUUGUCCUGCCCACAGGCUCUGCCCUGUGCCCUUGGCUGCUGUGUUGGAGGUGUUUGUGAGACACAGGGUUGGUGUUGGAGAGCAGCAGCUCAGUGAAUCAGGGCUGCUGCUGCUUUAGGAGUUUCAUCUUUGUGCCUUUUUUUGUAAAUUCAGUGUUCCCCAGAGACAAGGGCUGGAGUGGGUGUCCUGCAGAACUCCAUCAGAGCGUUCCCACCUGUAAUAGGGGCAGCAAAACCAGAGAAAUCACGACAAACAGAGCUGGGCCCUGCUCUCACUGGAUGCUCAGCAAGGAAGGGACUCCCUGAAGUACAGGGCUCAAAGGGAAGGGCUCCCCUCUGG
Molecule: messenger RNA, 1514 nt
Organism: Melozone crissalis (California towhee)
Lineage: Eukaryota; Metazoa; Chordata; Aves; Passeriformes; Passerellidae
Gene: ZCCHC10
Product: zinc finger CCHC-type containing 10
Exons: 4
Coding region: 37-549 (170 amino acids)
Molecular function (GO): nucleic acid binding; zinc ion binding
Source: RefSeq, a predicted model, not a curated record